Meleagris gallopavo (turkey) is the source of this 2936-nucleotide messenger RNA. It is a transcript of the gene HSD17B1, whose product is annotated as hydroxysteroid 17-beta dehydrogenase 1. Gene Ontology annotation, molecular function: estradiol 17-beta-dehydrogenase [NAD(P)+] activity. Gene Ontology annotation, cellular component: cytoplasm; cytosol. NCBI's taxonomy places the organism in Eukaryota, Metazoa, Chordata, Aves, Galliformes, Phasianidae. Gene Ontology annotation, biological process: estrogen biosynthetic process. The record is from RefSeq and is a predicted model, not a curated record.
GCGGCUGGCGGGGUUCUGCUGUACGACCUGCUGCCCGAGCUGGACGCGCUGCUGGGCUCCCAGCGCCUCUUCCUGCUGGGCCGAACGCUGCAAUCCGCCCGCGCCGUCGCCACCAGCGAGCGCGAGGCUGAGCAGUACGAGCACAACGCCCGCAACCAGGUGACGCUGUGGGGGCCCAGCGGGAACAUCCUGGACUACGCCAACAAGCAGCUGGCAGGCCUGGUGCUGGAUUAUUAUGGGGUGCGCUGGAGCCUCUUCGUCUCUCUGCUGGUGGAGAGCCUGAACACGGGCAGCCCCUUCCACCAGGAGCAGUUCAACCAGGCUGUCUUCCAAGUGGAGAGGGGCUUCAUCUACAAUGGGAAGCGCUACCCUGCGACACCCGUCGGUGACACGCUGGAGAUUGCCAGGAAGAUCUUCCUCAAGUACUACCCCAGGGCCACACAGCAUGGCUGGGACGGGCCCUCCUGAUGUGGGGUUGUGCCACUCAGAGCCCCCCAGGAGGAGGGCAGAGCCCCCACGCCUGAGUGCUGCAUCCCUGCUAUGCCAGAAUGAAGGCGCUGAGCACCAGCGGGAGCGGACAGCAUCCCAGAGGAUGGGAAUUGCCCCAGGGGCUGCGGCAGCCCAGAGACAUGCUUGAUCCUGCCAGCACCCAGCCUGCCCUAUGCUGGACUGCCCACAGAGCGUAGAGCCACAGGAGGAGGGCUCUGCUGCCCCACUGGAAGCUGGGUGGUGCCCGGGCAGGAGCUGGCAAAGGCUGGAGCAGCAAAAUAUGGGGCCCCGGGGCAGCCUUGGGAGGACUGUGGUGCUCCAAGGGCGGCCCCAGUUACACACAGUGCCUUUGUAUUGAAAGAGACUCUGCCAGGCUCCCCAUGGCGGGGUUUUCUCUGCCUUUUCUUCCCAGUGCUGGCGGUCAGCACGAGGGGCUAUUAAAGCCCUGGGUGCUCGGUGCCGUUGGGCUCCUGUGUCUGUCUCUGCUGCCCUCCAGCACGCAGAUUGUUUCUAAUGAGCUGAAGGGAGCAGCUCGUGACCUACACAGAGGGAAUGUGGGUGGCAUGCAGGGAAAAAGUACCACAGGAUGUGGGGCAGCUCGGGGCCGUCCCGGGCUGGUGCAGGGCUGGGGGGAUUGUGGCAGCAGCGCGGGGUCCUUAUCGCCUCAGCUGCAGGUGGAGGGCCUUGAGAUAAGCGGGCAGACACAACACGGCGGGAGGGUGGGAGGGAGCCCAGCCUUUAUAAACCACGCGGCCCCGCGCCCAGCACUGUCAGCUGUGGAGAGAACCGCGGUGCCCAUGGAGAAGACCACGGUGCUGAUCACCGGCUGCUCCUCGGGCAUCGGGCUGGGGCUGGCGGUGCGCUUGGCGGCUGACGCUGCCCGCAGGUUCAAAGUGUUUGCCACUAUGCGUGACCUGGCCAAGGGUGAGCAGCUGCUGGAGCGCCUGGGGGGCAGCUGCCCCGACACGCUGGAGCUGCUGCAGCUGGACGUCACCGACCCGCUCUCGCUGGCUGCGGCCGUGCGCUGCAUGCGGGGGCAGCACCCGGACGUUUUGGUGUGCAACGCGGGGGUGGGUUUGAUGGCUCCCCUGGAGAUGUGCUCGGAGCAGGCCAUGAGAGCAGUGUUCGAGGUGAACGUCUUCGGCACCACACGCACCAUUCAGGCCUUCCUGCCCGCCAUGAAGCGCCGCCGCACCGGGCGCAUCCUCGUGUCCAGCAGCGUCGGGGGGCUGCAAGGGGUGCCCUUCAAUGCCGUGUACUGCGCCAGCAAGUUCGCGCUGGAGGGGCUGUGCGAGAGCCUGGCCAUCGUUCUGCGGCCCUUCAACAUCCACAUGACGCUGGUGGAGUGCGGCCCGGUGCUCACCGCUUUCAUGGACAACGCGCGGCGCGCCGACCCCGAGGGCCACGAGCUGCGGGCGCUGGACACCGAGACGCAGCAGCUGUACCGCCGCUACCUGCAGCACUGCGCGCAGCUGUUCCUCGACGCCGCCCAGGAGGUGGACGAGGUCCUGCAGGUCCGCGGGGGAGGCCCCACCCCGGCGUUUCCCGGCGCCGUGAAGUGGGCGCCGGGCUCCUCUCCCUGCUCUCCCUCUCAGUACAGGAUCGUGGAGCGGAUGCGUUCGCUGGGGAUGACCACGGUGCUGCCGGCCUUCGCGGGCCACGUGCCGCCGGGGGUUCUGCGGGUCUUCCCGCGCAUCAACGCCACGCGCCUCGGGAACUGGAGCCACUUUGACUGCACGCUGUCCUGUGCCUACCUGCUGUCCCCUGAGGAGCCCAUGUUCCAGGUGAUUGGGACGCUCUUCCUGAAGGAGCUCAUCAAGGAAUUUGGCACUGAUCACAUCUACAGUGCAGACACCUUCAACGAGAUGAGCCCGCUGUCCUCUGACCCCGCAUACCUGGCGGGCAUCACCAACGCCGUCUUCAGGGCCAUGACGGGAGCGGAUCCCGAGGCGCAGUGGUUGAUGCAGGGGUGGCUCUUCCAGCACCAGCCGGCCUUCUGGCAGCCGCCACAGGUGCAGGCGGUGCUGCGUGCUGUGCCCCUGGGCCGCAUGAUCGUCCUCGACCUCUUCGCCGAGUCCAAACCUGUGUAUGAGUGGACCGAGUCCUUCUAUGGGCAGCCCUUCAUCUGGUGCAUGCUGCACAACUUUGGCGGCAACCACGGCCUCUUUGGCGCCGUGGAGGCCAUCAAUCGCGGCCCUUUUGUGGCACGGCGCUUCCCCAACUCCACCAUGGUGGGCACGGGGCUGGUGCCCGAGGGCAUCGAGCAGAACGACAUGGUGUACGAGCUGAUGAACGAGCUGGGCUGGCGCCACGAGCCCCUUAACCUCCCUGCGUGGGUGUCCCGCUACGCCGAGCGCCGCUACGGGGCCCCCAACGCCGCCGCCAGUGCCGCGUGGCAGCUGCUGCUGCGCAGCGUCUACAACUGCACCGGCGCCUGCGUCCACCAC